UGAUCAUGUGACUCUGCAAAAAGCUAAGCAUGACCUUCCUCCUGAAAGUCCUUCAGCAGUACAGAGAAGGACACACACACACACAUUUUAGAAAACAAAGUUUUUUCAUUCUGUAUUUUCUGACAAGGACACAUGCAGGUUUUAGGGCAGUGGUGACCUAGUGGUUAAGGAAGUGUACUUUUGUCUGAAAGGUUGCAGUUUGGAAUACACCAGCCAUAAGGUUACACUGAGGUAGCCCCACACACUGCUCCCUGGACGCUCACUUGAGCUGACCCCUGCUCUCUAAGGUGAUAGGUUAAAGGCAGAGAUGUCAUUUAAAACAAACUACUCUUACAAACAAACAACAACUCUAACUGUUGGUCCUCCUGUAUGGAUCAGUACACACAGCGUAUCUGUCUGUGAGGACUCACUGUUAAAGAUGACACUGAUGUAAGAUCUACCAGAUCACAGUGAUCUCACACCACAGCCUUGUUUUGGAGAAAUGAUCACACACUUAUUCAGGCAGUAGCAGUACACACACAUACUCCCUCUCUGUCUCUCUCUGUCUCUCUCUGUCUCUCUGUCUCUCUCGCCUGUCAUUCACAGGUGGUUGUAAUGUUCUCUUUUAUUCUGCCUUCAUAUCACUGCUCGGUGUGUUCUACUGUUUGGUUUCUCUCGUUUGAAAUAUUCCUGUAUUUUUCACACACUCUUCCACAAUAACAAUAUAAGGUAUUAAAGAAAUACACGGUUAGAACCAAGUACAAAACACUCAGCGCAGUAGUGGGUUUGCUCGACGUCAUACACGUGAUUGCACUAAUACGUGACGUCAGCGCGCAAUUCAGCAGCUGUAUAGUAGAUGUUCUGUAGAACCGGACUGGGGAGUCGGUCUGGAUGGAAGGAGACAGAGCCUGGAGUUCUGCACAGUGUGUGUGUGUGUGAGUGAGUGAGUGAGUAAGUGAGUGUGAGUGUGUGUUUUCAACUGUUCCAUCACAUCUACAUGAUGUGACUUUUUUUUAACAAAAAGACAAAAGCCAAAGAAAGAAUAUUUUUAAAAAUGUCGACGCCUAACCACAGCCUGUCCACGGCUACGCCGGAGCGCACGUCCGGGACACAGCUCCCACUGCUCCUCUUUGGCUUAUGCGUCACCAUCGCUGCGGCCACGGUGGUCGGAGGAGUUUCAUCUCUGUUGAGUCUCCUCAAAACCAGGAGGAAAAACCCUCUGUGCGUCAUAGUGGCCUCCAUGUCCGUGGAUGACCUGCUGAGUGUGGUUCCUCUGUGUCUGUUCCUGCUGCUGCAACUGGAGCCUGAGGACAGGGGGACAGCAGGUGGAGCAGAAGGAGCAGAAAGCUCCAGCAGAUCCAGCAGCAGCGGCAGCCUCUGUACACUGUCCGGACUCCUCUACGUGUUCCAGGGUCUCUCCAGCAACAUGAAGGCUUGUCUCAUCGCUGCUUACACUUUCUACGUGACUAAACGGUUCGGUUUGGGGUUCGGGUCAACGCUGCGAUGCCGGGGGUCGGUGCUGUGGGCCGUGGCAGCGGUUUGGGCAGUGAGCCUGUGCGUCAGCGUGUUGCCACUGUGUGGCUGGGGUAGUUUUACGCACGCGUCUCUGGGCUGUUUCCCGGAGAGCAGCAGCCUUUACAUCCUGCUACUCUUCUCCCUCUACUCUGUCUGUCUCUGCGGUCUCCUCAUCUUCUUCCUGCCGCUCACCUACCAGCUGCUCUGCUCCACUGAGCCGCACACGGCGCUGCUAUACCGCCGCUCCGUGGAGGUGAGCGGCACCGCACCGCUCUGCCGCCUGCAGGCUUUCUCCGAGGACAGUCUGGAUAAAAGUUUCUACAGGCGGCUGAGCCCGAGUUUGUGUAGGACAGUGAAGAGUGGAGAGCCGGGAGCUGCUGCUGCUGAAGACGCUGCUGAUGGAGACACCCCGGUGCUCUUUGCCCAGAGACGCUUUUCCAUGAUCCUGGCGGUGCUCAGAGUCGUGCUGUGGAUGCCUAUGAUGACUCUGGUGCUGCUUCGUCACGCACUCGACGCCCACAGCUCCUCCCUGGAGACUCUGAGCUUCUUCCUGACCCUGCUGGCUCCUGCAGUCACUCCUCUCUUCAUGUUGUCCGAGCGCUGGAUCCACCUGCCCUGUGGCUGCUUCAUCAACUGCAACCGUGACCAGGAGCAGGAAACCUCAACUGUGAAGAAAAGGUUUGAAUUCAGUCUUUCCGUCCAGCACGGCUGUGGUGUCUACAAACUCUCCCAUGCUUCCACGUCCCCCAGCUGCCCAGCUCUAGACAGACCAAACUAUCACAGCCUCUAUAACUGCCAUUUCUCCAAUCCUCGCCUGGACGCUCUGGAAGGCAGUGGCCUUCAAGCUCUGGAGCAGGGCUUUGACUUCAGCACCACGUCUCAUGUGGACAGCUCCUCUCAUGCUGAGCUGCUGUUGGACGCUGUGACAGUCGAAGACACGGAGGCAACAACCAACUCUCCUCCACUUCCCCACCAGAGCCACGGAGACGGUGAUGGAAUCUGCUGUGUUCAGCACGAGCUAAACCUCAACGACACCGCAUCUGUGUUCGAGGGGUCGGAAAGAAGGCUUUCCCAUGAGGAAUGUCAGAAGAUGGAGCUGACAGACUGGGAAUGGUGUCGCAGCAAAUCAGAGAGGACAUCAAGACAGCGUUCGUCAGGUGGUUUGUCGGUUCCUUUGUGUGCCUUCCAGGGCACUGUGUCUCUGGAAGCCCCCACGGGGAAGACCUUCUCCCUGUCUACCUACGAGGUCAGCAGUGAUGGGCUGAGAAUCUCCCCCAACACUGCUAAAAAGGUGGAGGUGUUUCGCUCUAAAUCUGUGGGCCAUGAGCCCAGUGCAGAUGAUGCAGCAGCAGCAGCAGCAGCAGCAGCAGGAGGUCAGAUCAGAAACAUCAGCAUCAGCAGUGCAGAGAUGCAGGUAGGAAUGGGAAUGGGAGCUGUAGUCGGGGACACCAAUGUGAAGAUCCACCUAGAAGUGCUGGAGAUCUGUGACAAUGAGGAGGCCAUGGACAGCGUCUCCAUUGUGUCAAACAUCAGCCAGUCCUCCGCCCACACUCGGUCACCAUCGCUGCGAUACUCCCGGAGAGAGAAUCGCUUUGUCUCCUGUGACCUGGGCGAGACGGCAUCCUACUCCCUGCUGAUCCCCAGUGGUGGAAAUCCUGAGAGGGAGAACAUCAACAUUAGCAUUCCCGACACCGUGGAGGCUCACCGACAGAACAGCCGGAGACAGAUGCAGGACAGCACUGGGUACCACGAAGAGAUCCAGAUGCUGAACGAGGCCUACAGGAAGUCGUCAGCUGAUAGAGAGGAGUGAGAAAAAUCUAUUGAAGCCUCACUGCCAACGGACCCCCCUGUCACUUCCUUCACUUCCUUCUUUGAGGUCAUUUUAGCGACACAGAUCCAGGGUUAGGGAAACACAGGGUCUUAAUGUGACUGCUGGAGUCUUGACCACAAUGGAAUGUCCACGAAGAAGAGAAGUGUUUCUGAAUGUUCACCUUCACCAAAUGCCUUCUCUUGGUCUUUCUCAAAGUCCUUUUAGCCAAAAAAUGCUGUAACUGCCUGCCGUUCCCAGAGAUUAUUAAGCGAUCUUCUUUAGAAAGAAAAGAACUAAUGAGUUUAAAACUUUGGGAUUUACCAAAGGUCCAUUCAGACCAGUGGUCCGUUCUUUGAAGACAGUUCCUGUAGUGGAUCAGCCAAUCACAGUGGAUUAGUGCCCAGAGGUGACCAGGGCUGAAGCAUCAUUUACACUGCCAGAGGAAAAACAUUUUUCACCUUCGUCUUAGUGUUGGACCAUCACAGUGUUUGGUCCAAAAGGUCCAUUUAACCUCAGCGGGUACACCAACAGAUCUUCCUCAUUCUGUUAAUAUUCUGAGUUGAUCUGAAGGACAUGGCUAGAAGAUUAAGCUUUUUGGUCAUAAACUGUUAGAAUUAAAAAAAAAAAAGUUAAUGUGGAUUUAAUUGUGAUUUUUAAUCUGUUCCCUAAAAAGUGACACAUUUUACUAGAUGUUCUGUGGAUGCUUCCUCCUCCAAAGAAACUUCCUACUUUACUACCAGUUCUUCCUCCUCACCUUCAUCAUAAAUGACAUCUCACCUCAUACUCUUCAGCAGUGAGGUGACAUCACAGCCUGAAUGUAGUGAUAAUGUAGAACUAGUGGCCCAGCAUGGCCCAGGGGUUCUGCAGAUGUUAGUCCUCACUGUUCACUCACAGCUACGUGGAUGUCUGCAACUCUGUGGAGGUCAGAUCCAGAUCAAGAAUCUGGAUCAGGAAGCUGCUUCCUGAUCCAGACAUAGGUCUGAUCAGCUUUGAAACUUCGUCCAUAAUAUUUAAGAUCUGUUUUCAGAACUGGUUCAGAACUUACGGUACCUCUGGGAAGGAUGCAUUUCAUCAUGACAUAUUCCCAGAGUGACUGAACUGCAGCCCCUUCUCCUCCUCUGGUUGGUCCUGUUGGGACUGUAGGAGGAGACGGACCAGGAGGUGGAUCAGUUGACAGAGGAGAAAACAAACAGACUUCUUCAUCUGUAUUCAUCCCACAGCAGCUUCUCUCCACCACAGACUUUGACGUAAAGGAGGAGGGGCCACUGUGAUGUCAUAUGCCAGCUUCCAGGGAUGAUGUCAGCAGUGAGUCAGCUGUGUGGAAGGACGGGGGGGAUCUGACCCAGGCCAGUGGUCCCAGUGGUCCAUUGUUAGAGAAAGAAACAGAGAGAAAGAGAGAGUGAGAGAGACAGACAUAAUAUAAUUAUUAUUAAUAUUAUUACCAUGUGCUGCUACAUACCCAUAGAUGUAUUGUUGUUAUGAUAAUCUCAGAGACUAAAGAUUGUUUUACAUAAGGCUUUUGAGGAGGAGGUAACAGUCAAACUGACUGAGGAGGAGGUGGAGGUGUAGGAGGAGGUGUAGGAGGCAGUAGAAGUGUUGCAGGAGGUGGAUUCUGAUGUAGAUUAGUUUUCCAGCCUGGAGCACAUUGACGUGACUGACAGUGCCAACAGCAUACGAAUGUACUGCCCUGAACGACUGUAGAUAAAAAUCAUCUUUGUCAGAUGACAGUCAGCCAUGGUGAUACAACUGUUCUUUUCAGUCGGACUGCAAAUGGAACCUUCUUUUAUUUUAAAGCUAAAGGCUGAUCCUCUGUCUACUCUGUGACAUUUUCAUCGUUUUAAAGAAGCUCUGCAUAGAGUUCUAUUUUGACAAGACUUUUCUCAAGAGCUUACAGUUGUUUGUGAUAGGAGAGAAUUUAGUCUAUGUUUCAAAAUAAAACAUGUUUUCACUCUGAUAACUACUAAAAAUAUGUUUUCGCCCAGAAUUGCUCUAUGGUUGGAAACCUCUGUAUUAACAUUAAAAAUGUUGUAGUUAAUCAUUGAAAAUAUUUUGUCAGAUUAUUGAAUUCCACCUUUACCAGACGUAUGUGUGUUAUAUUAAUGUUUGUUACAUGUGUUGUUGUUGCACCGGUAUUUUCAGAUUUUUCUUUAACUCUGUCCAUAGCUGCUAACAUGUCAUUAAAGAUUAUAAUACUGGACAAGAGUUCCCUCUUGACAGAUGUUCCACUUCAUGGCUCAGAACUUCUUACUGUUACUGAAACUAGGAAGUGUCCUGUGACAAGUUUUUGCUGAUAUUUUACA
Messenger RNA from Cynoglossus semilaevis (tongue sole), 5604 nucleotides. Its product is annotated as probable G-protein coupled receptor 149. The coding region runs from base 1034 to 3304 and encodes 756 amino acids. Lineage: Eukaryota; Metazoa; Chordata; Actinopteri; Pleuronectiformes; Cynoglossidae. The transcript has 5 exons. Gene Ontology annotation, cellular component: plasma membrane; neuron projection. The record is from RefSeq and is a predicted model, not a curated record. Gene Ontology annotation, biological process: neuropeptide signaling pathway. Gene Ontology annotation, molecular function: G protein-coupled receptor activity; neuropeptide binding.